Molecule: messenger RNA, 6778 nt
Organism: Orbicella faveolata
Lineage: Eukaryota; Metazoa; Cnidaria; Anthozoa; Scleractinia; Merulinidae
Cellular component (GO): membrane
Molecular function (GO): protein binding; calcium ion binding
Source: RefSeq, a predicted model, not a curated record
CGUCCAUUAACCUAUUAUUAGCCAAUGAAAUACAGGAUAUGUCUGCCUCGAAAUGUGAGGAAAUGCCUCGAAAUGCGACGAAACUUGCGAGUCCGUUAGGCCACCCAACGGCAGUCUCUACGCAAGUUCAACUUGUGGCUUCUUGCGACUACUUGCGACUCCGUUUGGCCAGGGCUUUAGGAAAGCAGGUACUUUUACCAGAAAAAUACGAGAUACAUACUUUGUGUUUUAUUUCGUUUUACAGCAACUUCGUGGAAAUGAAGGAAAUGACAAAACGAAAUAUGUGAAGUUGGGCCAUGUUAUUAGGGCCCGCCAUGUUCGUGUCCGACCAAGCAGCUACUUUAAACAGAUGUGUAUGAGGAUUGAGUUGUAUGGCUGCUCUUCAAGCGGUGAGUGGGUGACCAGAAGAUCAUAGAAAUGGCGAGCUUGUGAUCUUAUUGUUAACUACUAAGAGAAAAGGAACAUACUACUCAAAAAAUAUCUAAAAUACUAAACACUUCAAAAUAUUAAAUACCACUUAGAAAAGGUUAAAACCUUGACAAAAUUAGUUAUAGGCAUAAGUGAACCUGCGAGAUUCCAAUUUAAGGAUUAAUUAUUUAUGUUCAGCGUGCUGGCUUUGUUUCUCACCUUUUUUGCCACGUUUGACCCUACAUUACUCAAUGUAAUGUGUAAAGAAUUUCCUUCUUUUCGAAGUGGGCCUUACAGAUGAGGUUUUUUGCUCUUAAGAUAAAAUUUAUCCAAAAAAAUAUGUUUAAAAAAAAUUAAUCAUUUACGUGUUUGUUUAAUUAUUUAUUAUUAUCCCUGAAAUUGAUAAGGGCUUUUCCUUUUUAUCCGGCAUAUCCAGGGCGUCAAUCGUUUACUCUGUAGAUUGAACAUAUGAACAAGAAAAAAAGCAAGUAAAUUUAUAGAUAAAGAUAUUUUUUCCUCAGAACUUUAUGCUUAUGAUUCCCUUGGAUUUGAAGUUGGAAAAAUAGCAAACCAUUCUUUGAAAGCUUCAAGCUCGUUAGACAAGCGGCACAAACCGGAAUAUGGAAGAUUAAACACCUUUAUUGAAGGUGGAGCUUGGUGUGCACGAGAGACAAAUAUCAAGCAGUACUUCCAGGUGGAUUUAAUUGAAGUACACAAGAUCACUAACAUAUUGAUGCAAGGAAGAUACUCAGGCCCCGUCGAGAUUCAAGGCUGGGUUACCAAGUUUUCCGUCACUUACAGUUACGACGGGAUCGCGUGGAGUCAACACGUGGAGGACGGAAUUGGGGUUUUUGAGGGUAACAAUGUUGAAAACAAGACAACAAAUCAUAAACUAUCUCCAUCCUUGCGCUCUCGUUUUGUUCGACUGCAUGCGAUAGAGUGGUAUCAACUGAUUUGUAUGCGGGUGGAACUAACCGGCUGUAAAGCGUGCGCGGAACCACUUGGCUUGGAGAAUGGAAAUUUACAUACAGACUAUUUAUCCGGGUCCUCAGGUAAAUAUCGUUGGGAUUAUAUCAGGCUACACGACAAUCAUCCGUGGUAUAGCGAUUCCCACCGUGACAAUCGAGAUUAUCUUCAAGUGGUUGUAACGCCUUAUGGAAGAACAGUCGCGGCGCUUGCAGUUGAAUCACACGUUGACAUGGUUACUUCAUUUACACUGAAGACAAGCGAGGAUGGGGUUGACUGGUACGAUUACAUUGUUCAUGGUAACAUUGAGGUUUUUUCGGGUUGUACAACUCAAUACCAGACGUUACGUAAGCCUCUUCCGAAGAAAAUUUGGUCACGUUAUAUCCGCCUACAUCCUCGGACAUGGAGUAAUUAUGGGCAGAUCAGCUUGGAAUUGUACGGGUGUGAAGAGUGUGCUGAGCCAUUGGGAAUGGUCAGUGGUCUCAUACCAGACUCCAGCAUCAAGGCAUCUUCUUUCAAAGAUGGCGGAGAACCUUGGCGCGCACGUUUGGGGCAUGGAUCCGGCUGGAUUCCGUCAUCUGGCUCGUCAUCAGAAUAUCUUGAGGUUGAUCUUGGGGAACCGAAAGUCAUUACGUAUAUAGAGAUUGAGGGAGAUUCCCAUCAUGAGCACUGGUUAGUUUGGUUUUUCUUGGACUACAGGAUGAACAGUGAUGAACCUUGGGAAAAUUAUCAACCUCGCGGAAGCAGUGAGAAGAUAAAAGGCUUGUAUAUGAGGAACAUGGUGAAGAAGAUGACGACAGAACAGAAACUAGAGGCAAGAUUUAUAAAGAUCAGGGUCCAAGAUUGGCAUGGAGGCAGAAGCUUAAAGCUCGAACUUUAUGGUUGUGAUAAAGUUUGCUCUGAUGAAGUCGGCAUUGGAAGCUGGUUUAUAAAAGAGUCUGCUUUCACCGCCUCUAGUUACAAGUCCUCACGCAGUUACCCAUGGAUGUCACGUCUUGGCGGAAGAGAGUCCUGGUGCCCAGCCAAACAUGACACUCAGCCCUUCUUGCAAGUGGACAUUGGAAGACUUUACAGAUUGCGGUUUAUUGCUACUCAAGGACUCUACAGUGGAUCAAAUUACAGCGCAUGGGUACAGCAAUACACCUUGGAUUUCCGGGGAGAAAAUUCGUUGUGGUUUUCAUACACUGAGAGCGGUGUUGUAAAGAUAUUUACCGGCAAUUCGGACGGGGCAUCGACUGUGAAAAACCAGCUGAAGAAUGUUACGAGUGUCAGGUACAUUCGCUUUCAUCCUAAGAAAUGGAACAUUCGCGCAUGCGUAAGGAUCGAACUGUACGGAUGCAAAGUCUUCAACGAACAGAUCUUGACACCUUUGGGGAUGAGCGACCACCGAAUCGCUGACAGCAAUAUCUUCGCCUCGGACAGCUUUGAGUCAGAGAUGCACGGAACGUACGGACCGUGGCUAUCGCGGUUACACAGCAGCACUGGCUGCUGGGCCUUCCUGCCUGCAAAAACCUUCCUCCUUGUUGACCUGGGUGUAGGUUUGGUGUCCGUAGGUGGAGUCGCAACACAGGGCUGUAAUAAUGAUGAGCACGACUUGUAUGGAUACGUGUUGGAGUAUCUGUUAUCAUUUAGUGAUGAUGGAACUGGAUGGUAUUACUAUCUAGAGGAAAGAUUUCCCAAGGUCUUCAGCGGCAACACCUAUAAAGAACAGGACCUCCCAGUGCGACACGUCUUCAUCCGGGCAUUUUACACUCGCUACGUCAAGUUCCACGUGACUCGAUGGGCAACAACUAUGCCCACGCUCUCGCUAAGAGUGGAAAUUUAUGGCAAAAGAAUUGAGGACGAGUUGCUUGUGGUUACGAACACCUCCUUCAGUGCUUCAAGUUUUCGAUAUCCGCUGACACCACAGGACAGCAUACUCAGCGGCAACAAGUCUUGGUGUGCUGAGUUCGAUGACGAUGUGCAAUACCUAGAAAUCGACCUCAAGCGAAACAGCCACGUCACAGAGAUCAUUACUCAAGGAGCUGUCGACGAGGACGCCUGGGUUGAGACCUACACGGUUUCUUAUGGACAUUCUGGUGACAUAUGGAAACAAUAUAAAGAGAACGGUUCUUUAAAGCACUUCCAAGGAAAUAACGACAGCACGUCUGUUGCCACUCGCCAAUUUAUGAAACAUGUUUUGGCACGAUUUAUCAGGAUCCAUCCAGUCAGUUGGGUUGGUCAUGUGUGUAUGCGAGUGGACAUACGGAGUAGGGGUCGCAGUACACCUCUGGGAAUUCAGAAACAAAAGCUUAAUAAUUCAGCCAUGACGGCCUCCAGUCAUGCAGGGCCAGGUAACGAGCCUUGGAGAGCCCGCCUAGCUGUUGGAUUCCAGAGCGAAACUUGGCGCGCGGGAGAAGAUAACAGUCAACAGUACUUACAGAUUGACCUAGGAACUAGCCAUAACAUCACUCAAGUGGCCACUCAAGGUAGUCACGUGAUGAAUGAUAGUUGUUGGGUGACGCAGUACAAUUUGUCGUACAGUUUGGAUGGGUCUUCGUGGGAAUUGUACAUCGAAAAUGAGACUGCAAAGGUAUUCCUGGGGAACACCGACGACCAUGGCAUCGUCAAACAUGGAAUGAGCCACGAAANUGGGAAUUGUACAUCGAAAAUGAGACUGCAAAGAAAUGUAUUCCUGGGGAACACCGACGACCAUGGCAUCGUCAAACAUGGAAUGAGCCACGAAAUAAAAGCUCGUUAUGUCAGGUUUCUUUCUGUCACGUGGUUUAAUCACGUGUGCAUGAAAGUUGAACUGUAUGGUUAUCAAGUGUUUAAAGUUUUGAUGUCCUCUCAAGCUUUACGAAUGUAUAGCGACAUUGCUGACAAACUCAUUACAACGUCUGGUCAAGUCUGUACGGACUUUACCAGCGAUAUUUGUGGCUUCCCUCUUGGUGUGAAUAAUGGCGAAUUGUUGGACGAUUUAUUCACAGCCAGUAGUUACAACGUUAACAACGAGCCUUGGAGUGCACGACUAAACCGCGUGAUUGGUGGUGGAGGCUGGUGCGCUGCCAACAACAUAACAGGAGAAUAUCUACUUAUUGACCUGGGAGAAAAGAAAAGAGUGACUGGGAUAUCGACCCAAGGAAAGCAUGGAAAGGAUGCAAAGUGGGUCACAGAAUAUACGGUGUCCUCGGCAAAUGGAUUGGACAAUUUGCAACCUUACAUGGUUGAUGGCAAUAUCAAGAUAUUUACCGGCAAUUCGGACGGGGCAUCGACUGUGAAAAACCAGCUGAAGAAUGUUACGAGUGUCAGGUACAUUCGCUUUCAUCCUAAGAAAUGGAACAUUCGCGCAUGCGUAAGGAUCGAACUGUACGGAUGCAAAGUCUUCAACGAACAGAUCUUGACACCUUUGGGGAUGAGCGACCACCGAAUCGCUGACAGCAAUAUCUUCGCCUCGGACAGCUUUGAGUCAGAGAUGCACGGAACGUACGGACCGUGGCUAUCGCGGUUACACAGCAGCACUGGCUGCUGGGCCUUCCUGCCUGCAAAAACCUUCCUCCUUGUUGACCUGGGUGUAGGUUUGGUGUCCGUAGGUGGAGUCGCAACACAGGGCUGUAAUAAUGAUGAGCACGACUUGUAUGGAUACGUGUUGGAGUAUCUGUUAUCAUUUAGUGAUGAUGGAACUGGAUGGUAUUACUAUCUAGAGGAAAGAUUUCCCAAGGUCUUCAGCGGCAACACCUAUAAAGAACAGGACCUCCCAGUGCGACACGUCUUCAUCCGGGCAUUUUACACUCGCUACGUCAAGUUCCACGUGACUCGAUGGGCAACAACUAUGCCCACGCUCUCGCUAAGAGUGGAAAUUUAUGGCAAAAGAAUUGAGGACGAGUUGCUUGUGGUUACGAACACCUCCUUCAGUGCUUCAAGUUUUCGAUAUCCGCUGACACCACAGGACAGCAUACUCAGCGGCAACAAGUCUUGGUGUGCUGAGUUCGAUGACGAUGUGCAAUACCUAGAAAUCGACCUCAAGCGAAACAGCCACGUCACAGAGAUCAUUACUCAAGGAGCUGUCGACGAGGACGCCUGGGUUGAGACCUACACGGUUUCUUAUGGACAUUCUGGUGACAUAUGGAAACAAUAUAAAGAGAACGGUUCUUUAAAGCACUUCCAAGGAAAUAACGACAGCACGUCUGUUGCCACUCGCCAAUUUAUGAAACAUGUUUUGGCACGAUUUAUCAGGAUCCAUCCAGUCAGUUGGGUUGGUCAUGUGUGUAUGCGAGUGGACAUACGGAGUAGGGGUCGCAGUACACCUCUGGGAAUUCAGAAACAAAAGCUUAAUAAUUCAGCCAUGACGGCCUCCAGUCAUGCAGGGCCAGGUAACGAGCCUUGGAGAGCCCGCCUAGCUGUUGGAUUCCAGAGCGAAACUUGGCGCGCGGGAGAAGAUAACAGUCAACAGUACUUACAGAUUGACCUAGGAACUAGCCAUAACAUCACUCAAGUGGCCACUCAAGGUAGUCACGUGAUGAAUGAUAGUUGUUGGGUGACGCAGUACAAUUUGUCGUACAGUUUGGAUGGGUCUUCGUGGGAAUUGUACAUCGAAAAUGAGACUGCAAAGGUAUUCCUGGGGAACACCGACGACCAUGGCAUCGUCAAACAUGGAAUGAGCCACGAAAUAAAAGCUCGUUAUGUCAGGUUUCUUUCUGUCACGUGGUUUAAUCACGUGUGCAUGAAAGUUGAACUGUAUGGUUAUCAAGUUUGUGGCUUCCCUCUUGGUGUGAAUAAUGGCGAAUUGUUGGACGAUUUAUUCACAGCCAGUAGUUACAACGUUAACAACGAGCCUUGGAGUGCACGACUAAACCGCGUGAUUGGUGGUGGAGGCUGGUGCGCUGCCAACAACAUAACAGGAGAAUAUCUACUUAUUGACCUGGGAGAAAAGAAAAGAGUGACUGGGAUAUCGACCCAAGGAAAGCAUGGAAAGGAUGCAAAGUGGGUCACAGAAUAUACGGUGUCCUCGGCAAAUGGAUUGGACAAUUUGCAACCUUACAUGGUUGAUGGCAAUAUCAAGGUUUUCAAAGGGAAUGUUGAUCAGUUUACUGCAAUUACGCACCAUCUUGAUCCCACAUCUCUACGGUUCAUCAAGUUUCACGUGAAGUCCUGGCACGAAGGAAUUUGCAUGAGAGUAGAAAUCCUUGGAUGUGAUGUUGACGUCGUGAAUGGUGGAUACACCGAUUGGUCUGCUUGGUCAGCGUGCAGUGCCUCUUGCGCAGGGGGACAGCAAUACAGAGAGCGCGUCUGUGAAAAUCCAAAGAAACAAAAUGGCGGAAAGGAUUGCUCACUUUUGGGACCGGAUAAAGAAGAAAAGAUUUGUAACACGCACCUUUGUCCAGGUGGGAUGUUAAACUAUUUGUUAGUGUGAAAGAUUGUCAUA